Molecule: messenger RNA, 2673 nt
Organism: Octodon degus (degu)
Lineage: Eukaryota; Metazoa; Chordata; Mammalia; Rodentia; Octodontidae
Product: histone-lysine N-methyltransferase PRDM9-like
Exons: 13
Coding region: 1-2460 (819 amino acids)
Biological process (GO): regulation of DNA-templated transcription; positive regulation of reciprocal meiotic recombination
Cellular component (GO): nucleus
Molecular function (GO): histone H3K4 methyltransferase activity; protein binding; histone H3K36 methyltransferase activity
Source: RefSeq, a predicted model, not a curated record
AUGUCCCGCAGCGCCUGCUUAUCCCGGGACAGCAGCCCGGAGUCCCUGCCCUGUGGGGAGCUGGACCCCAGCGUGCACAGCGCACUGCACCCCGAGAGGUUCACAGACACCGAGCCUGCAAUCACGGAGCACCGAGACUCCGCCGCCGGACAGCUCCCCGGCCUGUCCGCAGAGCUGCCCAACGUGCGGGCGGAAGCCCUGGGCCUGGCUCGGGGGAUGCGGACCUGGGCCACGUCAGAAUCACGCAGGGGUCGUGGGACCGGGGUCCCCGGGGCCAGUUUUGAAUGUCCACGGCCCACGUGGAAGGCCUCCUCCAGCGCCAUCUCCUGCAGGGCCGCCCUGCCCUACCCGCUGUCCAGGCACCAUGAGCGCCCCCAGUUCCUCGGAGGACAGCUCAGAGGAGGACACCGCAGGAUCUGCGUCGAGCCCCGAGGUGGAUGGAGAGAGCGGAAGGGGAUGCCAGACCUGCGAGGUCGGUACAGGGAGGAUGCUUUCAAGGACAUUUCCAGAUACUUCUCCAGGGAGGAAUGGGCCGACAUGGGAGAGUUUGAGAAAAAACGCUACCGCAAUCUGAAAAACAACUACACCACGAUGCUUUCUCUAGGUCUCAGAGCCCAGCGGCCCGCGUUCAUGCGUCGCAGAAGGCGAACCGGCCAGGCCCCGCAGGAGGACUCCGAGGAUUCCGACGCAGAAUGGACGCCUCGGCGGCGGCAAGUCAAACGUCCCUGGGUGGCCUCGAGAGGGGAGCAGAGCACAUCCUGGAAGGGCGCGCCCACGGCGCUGUCACGUAGUGGCCCUCGUGUGGAGCAGCUGCCAGGGUCAGGCUCGGAAGAGGCCCCGACGCCAGAGCCCUUCCGCAGCGAAGCAAGAAACUGCAGGCAGCGCGCUAGACGGAAACCGGACCCGCGGAGCAGGGCGCUGCAGCCCGCGCUGUACAGCCUGCGGGAGAGGCGGGGCUGCCGGUACGAGGAGGUCAGCGAGCCGCAGGACGACGACUACCUGUACUGCGAGCGGUGCCAGGACUACUUCCUGGACAGCUGCCCGGCGCACGGGCCCCCCGCCUUCCUGCAGGACAGCGCGGCGGCCGUGGUCACGGGGCGCCACCGCUACGAGUACGUGGACGGCAAGGACACGUCGCAGGCCAACUGGAUGAGGUACGUGAACUGCGCCCGCGACGAGGAGGAGCAGAACCUCGUGGCCUUCCAGCACCGCCGGCGCAUCUACUACCGCACCUUCCGGGCCGUGCCGCCGGGCGCCGAGCUGCUGGUGUGGUACGGGGACGACUACGGCCAGGAGCUGGGGCUCGCGUGGGGCCGGAAGCGCAGGAGCCAGCGCGCGCCCCCGAGAGCGGAAGCGAAGGCCACCAUUCACCCGUGUCCCGCGUGCCCUCUGGCCUUCUCCGCCCCGCAAUUCCUCAGCGCACACGUCCGGCGCCGCCACCCGUCGCAGCUUCCCCCGGGAUCAGCCGCGAGGAGCCCGCUCCCACCGCUGGCGGCCUGUCCCGGGGACCCCCUCGGGGCGCGGCGUUCCCACGCUCAGGGCCCGAGUGGCGGAGGGGGAGGGGAGCAGCCCCAAGGGGGUCCCCGCCAUUCGCCCCUAGGGACGGCGAGAAAGGGGAGCCCGGGGGUCGCCCCAAGCCCUGGCGAGGGACCGCGGGGGAGGUCCGGGGAGACCGAGGGGGCGAACGCGGAGGGGCAGAGCGCAGGCCAGAGCGUGGGUCCGCGGGGUCCGGGCGCUCCCCGGGAGCGAGGGGGGAGCCCGCAGACCGCAGCCGGCAGAGGUGGAGGGGGGGAGCCAGGCCGCUGUGCAGCGCCAAAGGGCGGGCCCCGGGGGGCGCAGGCAGGGGAGGGGCGCCACGUCUGCGGGGACUGCGGGCGGCGCUUUAGCCGAGGAUCACGCCUCGUGGUGCACCGGAGGACGCACACCGGGGAGAGGCCCUACGCGUGCGGGGAGUGUGGGCGGGGCUUCACACAGCAGUCAGCCCUCGUCCUGCACCGAAGAACACACACCGGGGAGAAGCCCUACGCGUGCGGGGAGUGUGGGCGGGGCUUUACACAACAGGGGGACCUUAGGAGACACAGGAGGUCGCACACCGGGGAGAAGCCCUACGCGUGCGGNGAGUGUGGGCGGGGCUUCACGCAGCAGUCAGCCCUCGUCCUGCACCGAAGAACACACACCGGGGAGAAGCCCUACGCGUGCUGGGAGUGUGGGCGGGGCUUUACACAACAGGGGGCCCUUAGGAGACACAGGAGGAAGCACACCGGGGAGAAGCCCUACGCGUGCGGGGAGUGUGGGCGGGGCUUUACACAACAGGGGGCCCUUAGGAGACACAGGAGGACGCACACCGGGGAGAAGCCCUACGCGUGCGGGGAGUGUGGGCGGGGCUUUGGCCGUCAAUCCAGCCUCCUCAGGCACCGGAGGACACACAGGAGGGAAGCCCUACGGUCCCAGGAAGAGUAAGUCCUGCGCAGUAUGACCUCGCCCCAGCGGGCACAGAGAAGCAAGUGCACCCUACACACCCGCGCCCAGCUGAGGACUCCAGAGGACACUCCUGACCCUCCCUGUGCCCCGAGUGUAAAGGGACCGCCGUUUGCCCAUUCAGCAGCUCCUCCGGGGUCGCCAGAGAUGAGGCGGGGUAGCAGGGGAUGGCUCCCCACGUGGUCAGGGUUUUCA